UGGAUGCAAGUGCACCAGUGGCAUAGAAAGUUCCGCGAGGUAUCGGCUUCAGCCAGGGGUUACGCAACCACCAGCAGCGCACCGGCAGCGGAUGGCGCUGCUGCGGAGCCUGGAGCACAAGUCCGCUUGACGCAGCUGUCACAUGGCGGCGGCUGUGGCUGCAAAAUAGCCCCAGCUAAGCUCCAAGAGAUUCUCCUCAACGUGCAACUCGACUUUGGCAGUCCGGAGCUGCUGGUGGGCGCCUCCACCAGCGAUGACGCCGCCGUGUACCGCCUGAGCCCCACCCAGGCGCUCAUCCUCACUACCGACUUCUUCAUGCCCAUUGUGGACGACCCGGGGGACUUUGGCAGGGUGGCAGCGGCUAAUGCCAUCAGGCAGGCGGGGAGCGCGGGUGGCCGCGAGGGCUAUGGAGGCGUUCACCGCAUCAGCCGCAUCAGCGCCAUUGACGUGUACGCCAUGGGCGGGCGGCCGCUGCUGGCCCUGAGUGUGUUGGGUAUGCCGGUCAACAAGCUGCCCGCGGGGGUUAUUCGGAGGAUCAUCCAGGGGGGCGCAGACGUGUGCAGGAAGGCAGGUAUCCCCCUGGCCGGUGGACAUUCCAUAGACUCCCCUGAGCCCAUCUUUGGGCUGGUGGUGGCGGGAUUGGCGCACCCCGACCACAUCCGAGCCAACAGCACCGGCCGACCGGGGGACGUGCUGCUGCUCACGAAGCCUCUGGGGGUGGGCGCCAUGACCACGGCCAUCAAGAAGGGGCUGCUGGACGAGCACGGUUAUCGCCAAGUGAUUGGGACAAUGACUCAGCUCAACACCGUGGGUGCGGAGCUGUCUGAUGACCCACGGGUCCAUGCCAUGACGGACGUCACAGGCUUUGGUCUGCUGGGUCACCUGCUGGAGGUGUGCCGAGGCAGCGGGCUGCAUGGCCGAGUGGCGGCGGGGGCGGUGCCCCUGAUGGGCCCCGCCAGGGGUCUGGCGGAACGUGGAGUGCUGCCCGGGGCGGUGGCAAGGAACUGGGACAGCUACGGAGCGUCCGUCAGCUUGGGGCCCGGCGUGGAGCCCUGGCUCCGAGACCUGCUGGUUGACCCCCAGACCAGCGGCGGUCUGUUGUUGGCGGUGGAGUCGGGUGCCGAGGGGGAAGUGCUCGCCAAGGAUCUAGCGAGAGAAUAAGCCAAAGAUUGGACGGCGCGCCGGGUACGGUGUGGGGCAUGAUGACACAAACUGAAAGAAGAUGCAGUGCAAAGCGUUCCUCUCCAUGUAUCGAAGCGUCAAUGCUCGCGAAAGUGACUGGCAAUUUGUGGCAGGGGGCGGCAAUGAAUAAUAAGGGAAAUAAGGGGAUUCAUUUCAAUCUUACAUAGUGAUUUGCACGGUAUAUGGAAAGUUGCGUCUGCGCGCUGUUGGCCCACCUCGUCCUCUACGGCCCACCUUUGUCAUGGCCACCCCCCUCCUCAACAUCAUCAUGUACCCCUUGGUCGACUAAUAUGAAGGUGAUAAGGCUUGGCUUGCCACCAAAUACUUGGCUGGCAUCUUUUACAAGGGAACAAGAUCUAUGUAUUUAAAACCAACUGCCAGGCUAUUGCACAUCCUGCAUGACGCUUGCCCGAGCGGCAGUAUGGGGAUCAAAGCAAUCAAGGCAUACGUCCGUCCUGUCGCCAGUAAAAGAGAGUGAGAAAAUCAAAAUCGCUGUGAUGCUAAGAGCUAAGAGGGCGCCUAAAAGAAAGAAAGGAUAUAGAAAAUAAGGCACAUAACCACCGCCAAUGCUUGGCUGCCUGUCCAAGGCAAGAAAGGAAACGGCAAAGUUGUUUGACCACCCAGAAGGUUGAAUACAUUUAUGCACCGACGUGCAAUAGUGCUGCCUCCAUCACGG
Molecule: messenger RNA, 1858 nt
Organism: Volvox carteri f. nagariensis
Lineage: Eukaryota; Viridiplantae; Chlorophyta; Chlorophyceae; Chlamydomonadales; Volvocaceae
Exons: 9
Coding region: 4-1161 (385 amino acids)
Biological process (GO): L-selenocysteine biosynthetic process
Cellular component (GO): cytoplasm
Molecular function (GO): selenide, water dikinase activity; ATP binding
Source: RefSeq, a predicted model, not a curated record